UUCUUCAAUUCCAACGUCAGUGACUAGGAAGUGACGUUCCUACAGCGUAGUGUCCACGUAGCGCCUCAACUUCUGACAAGUACAGUCUUUUAUACGUAUACCGUACACGCGGUAUACGUCAAAUAACACUUCGUGAAUCGUCCUCCAAUACUACACAACUUGCACGAACAUAAUGGAUCAAGUGAAGAAACUCACCGAACCUGGACGUCAAUUCGCGAAAGACAGUAUUCGUCUUAUUAAACGGUGCACGAAGCCUGAUAGAAAAGAAUUUCAGAAAAUUGCCAUUGCCACUGCCAUUGGUUUUUGUAUAAUGGGAUUUAUAGGAUUUUUUGUUAAAUUAAUCCAUAUUCCAAUUAAUAACAUCAUUGUGGGUUCAUAAGCUCACACUAAAUAGGUACAAUUACUGUUUUCUCCCAUUAUGUAUCUUUAUUUAUAAGGUAAAAUUAUAUAUUUUGUUUUGAAUUGAUUGUGAUUGAGACAUGAGAAUGUGUGUGUAUAAUAUUAAUAUUGAAUUUUAUAAUAAAAUGUGUGUGUAAUA
Bombus terrestris (buff-tailed bumblebee) is the source of this 538-nucleotide messenger RNA. Its product is annotated as protein transport protein Sec61 subunit gamma. Lineage: Eukaryota; Metazoa; Arthropoda; Insecta; Hymenoptera; Apidae. The transcript has 4 exons. Gene Ontology annotation, cellular component: membrane; Ssh1 translocon complex. Gene Ontology annotation, molecular function: transmembrane protein transporter activity. The record is from RefSeq and is a predicted model, not a curated record. The coding region runs from base 173 to 379 and encodes 68 amino acids. Gene Ontology annotation, biological process: protein targeting; post-translational protein targeting to membrane, translocation.